Molecule: messenger RNA, 1452 nt
Organism: Colletotrichum acutatum
Lineage: Eukaryota; Fungi; Ascomycota; Sordariomycetes; Glomerellales; Glomerellaceae
Product: ammonium transporter
Exons: 4
Coding region: 1-1452 (483 amino acids)
Biological process (GO): ammonium transmembrane transport
Cellular component (GO): plasma membrane
Molecular function (GO): ammonium channel activity
Source: RefSeq, a predicted model, not a curated record
AUGUCUGCCGGUCUCUACGCCAUCCCCUACAAUGGCACCGAGGGCGAGGCGGACGCCGGCUACUCUGCCGGUGUUGCCGACCUCAACGUCUUCUAUGAGUCUGGCGACCUGGCCUGGAUCAUGGUCUGCUCGGCGCUCGUGCUGCUCAUGAUUCCUGGUGUCGGUUUCUUCUACUCCGGUCUUGCCCGCCGAAAGUCCGCACUGUCCUUGAUAUUGAUCUCGAUGAUUUGCGUGGGCGUGGUUGGGUUCCAAUGGUUCUUCUGGGGUUACACUUUGACCUUCUCUCACACCGGCUCCGUCUUCCUCGGCGACAUGUCAAACUUUGGUCUCAAGGAGGUCGUCGCUCAACCCUCUGUCGGCUCCACCAAGAUUCCUGAUAUUCUCUUUUGUCUGUACCAGGGCAUGUUCGCCGCCAUUACUCCCGCUCUCGCUCUCGGCGCUAUUGCUGACCGCGGUCGCAUCCUCCCUGCCAUGGUCUUUGCCUUUAUCUGGGCCACCAUUGUCUACGACCCCAUCGCCUACUGGACCUGGAACGGCAACGGCUGGCUGUUCAUUCUCGGCUCCUACGACUUUGCCGGUGGGACGCCCGUCCACAUUUCCUCUGGUGCUGCCGCCCUUGCCUAUUCAUUGAUGCUGGGCAAGCGCACCGGUUACAACAGCGUUCACGGUCUCCCGUACCGCCCUCACAACGUCACCCACGUCGUUCUCGGAACUGUGUUCCUCUGGGUCGGUUGGUUCGGUUUCAACGGCGGCUCCGCUCUCGCCUCCAACAUCCGUGCUGUAAUGGCCUGCUUCAACACCAACCUUGCUGCCGGUGUCGGUGGCGUCACCUGGAUGCUCCUUGACUACCGUUUGGAGAAGAAGUGGUCCACCAUUGCCUUCUGCUCCGGCGCCAUCGCCGGCCUGGUUGCCAUCACCCCCGGUGCUGGUUUCGUUACCCCCUGGGCUGCCGUCAUCUUCGGCAUUGUCGGUGGCAUUGCCUGCAACUUUGGCACUAAGCUUAAGUUCGUCCUUGGCAUUGACGAUGGUCUUGAUGUCUUCGCCGUCCACGGAAUUGGUGGUAUCUGCGGUAACAUCCUGACCGGUAUCUUCGCUGCUUCCUACAUUGCUGCCCUCGACGGCGCCUACACCGGCGAAAGCGCGAUUGCCGGCGGUUGGAUCGAGCACCACUACGUCCAGCUCGGCUACCAGCUGGCCGGCUCCGUCGCCGGUUUCGCCUGGUCCUUCACUCUGACCUGCCUCAUCCUCUUCCUGAUGAACCUCGUUCCCGGCCUCAGCCUGCGUGUCAGCGUCGACGACGAGGACCUUGGUCUCGACGACUGCCAGCUCGGAGAGUUCGCCUACGAUUACGUCGAGGUCACCCGCCAUGUUUCAGACAUUGUGCCCAGCAGCAGCCAUGACGGUGCCCCCGGCAGCUCCGCCCACAGCUCAUUGCCUGAGAAGACUGUCUAA